This is a messenger RNA of Rhincodon typus (whale shark), 4848 nucleotides long. RefSeq names its product 3-oxoacid CoA transferase 1a (gene oxct1a). Gene Ontology annotation, biological process: ketone body catabolic process. NCBI's taxonomy places the organism in Eukaryota, Metazoa, Chordata, Chondrichthyes, Orectolobiformes, Rhincodontidae. Gene Ontology annotation, cellular component: mitochondrion. Bases 1 to 1524 code for a protein of 507 amino acids. The transcript has 17 exons. Gene Ontology annotation, molecular function: succinyl-CoA:3-oxo-acid CoA-transferase activity. The record is from RefSeq and is a predicted model, not a curated record.
AUGAUGCUGAUCUUGCUAACAUUGAUCUCUCCUCAUGCACACCCUUUCUGCAGUUGUUUGUUCUCCACCAGCGUGCAGAGGCAAACCAAGUUCUAUGAUGACCCCGUGUCAGCAGUGAAGGAUAUUCCAGACGAUUCCACCUUGCUGGUUGGAGGUUUCGGAUUAUGUGGCAUCCCCGAGAACCUGAUCAAUGCUUUAUUGAAGACUGGAGUCAAGGGCAUCACAGUUGUCAGUAACAAUGCAGGGGUGGAUAAUUUUGGCCUGGGGCUCAUGCUCCAGACCAAGCAGAUCAAACGCAUGGUGGCAUCGUAUGUGGGCGAGAAUGCGGAGUUUGAGCGACAGUAUCUAUCGGGGGAGCUGGAGGUCGAGCUGACCCCACAGGGAACUUUGGCUGAAAGAAUUCGAGCUGGGGGUGCAGGUAUUCCUGCAUUUUUCACCCCCACUGCCUACGGCACGCUGAUUGAGGAAGGAGGGGCCCCAAUAAAAUACAACAAGGAUGGCAAUAUCGGCAUCUCCAGUGAACCCAGAGAGGUGCGGGAGUUCAAUGGCCGACACUACAUCCUGGAGCGAGGGAUCACUGGGGACUUUGCCCUCGUUAAGGCAUGGAAAGCUGACCGUGCGGGGAAUGUUGUGUUCCGGAAAACGGCGCGGAAUUUCAACCAGCCCAUGUGCAAAGCUGCAAGAGUGACGGUUGUGGAGGUUGAGGAAAUAGUUGACACUGGGACGUUUGCCCCGGAAGAUGUCCACAUCCCCAGUAUAUACGUGCAGAGAGUCAUCAAGGGGGAGAAAUAUGAGAAGCGGAUUGAGAGACGAACUCUUCGGAAGCUGGGAGACUCUAAGCCUGAGCCAAAGACGGAAGCUGAGAUCACAAGGGAGCGCAUCAUUCGGAGAGCUGCACUCGAGUUUGAAGAUGGCAUGUACGCAAACCUGGGGAUUGGAAUGCCAAUGUUAGCCAGCAACUUCAUCAGACCUGACAUCACCGUCCAUCUACAGAGUGAGAACGGUGUUCUGGGAUUGGGUCCGUACCCACUGGAGGGAGAGGAAGAUGCAGACCUCAUUAACGCAGGUAAAGAGACAGUGACUGUCCUUCCUGGAGCCUCGUUUUUCUCCAGUGAUGAGUCGUUCGCCAUGAUCCGGGGGGGCCAUGUGAAUAUGACGAUGCUUGGUGGGAUGCAGGUAUCGAAAUUUGGGGAUUUGGCCAACUGGAUGAUUCCGGGGAAGAUGGUGAAAGGAAUGGGUGGAGCUAUGGACCUGGUGGCCAGUGCUGACACCAAGGUGGUGGUUACGAUGGAGCACUGUGCAAAGGGAGGAGCACACAAGAUCCUGGAAAAAUGUACGUUACCACUAACUGGGAAAAACUGUGUAAACCGUCUCAUCACUGAGAAGGCUGUCUUUGAUGUUGAUAAGAACAAAGGUCUGACCUUGAUUGAAAUAUUUGAAGGAUUGACUGUUGAUGACAUCCGGAAAUGUACUGGCUGUGACUUCAGUGUGUCUCCAGACCUACGACCAAUGGCACAGGUGUGAGAAAGCAGGCCCACUGAGCCUAGGCCUCCCCAUAACGUGGACAGAAUCACACCAGGAAAUAUUGCAGUGCCUCGAAUAUACACAGAGUCUUCAUGUCUAUCCACAUGUUAACAAAUCAAUAUUCUAAUGAAUGUGUACUUCUGUAACAUGAUGGGAUAAUUUCACUGACUCUAUGCUUUCUGAAUGAACAUAUGUAGCAUGGUGCUUUUGGAAGUGCAGAGUCAGGCAAUUUAUCCUGAAGGAAAGUUGUUCGGGUUCGAUACACGAUCCUGCGCCUCUCCCUCGAUUAUAUCUCGCUGUGUUCUGAUCAGCUGUUUUUAAAUGUUGCUGCUACAGUGUGGAGCUGGAGGAACACAACAGGUCAGGCAGCAUCAGAGGAGCAGGAAAGUUGACGUUUCAGGUCAGGACCCUUCUUCAGGACUGGGGAGGGGGAAGGGAGCUCUGAAAUAAAUUUGGGGGGCAGUGUGGGGCAAGGCGAAGACAGAUGGGGUGAUGGUAGGUGGUUACAAGUAGGGGGUAGUGGGGAUUGGUCAGUGGGAAGGGAGGGGUAGAUAGGUGAGAAAAAAGAUGGACAGGUUGUGUCAGGUCAAGGAGGCAGGGAUGAGAGGGAUGGUUGGACAUGGAAUGAGGCCGGGGAUGGAGAGAUUUUAGAAUCUUGAAUUUUUAAAGCUAAAAUCUGUCCACCCCCCAGUCUCAUCCCAUGUCCAGCCCUCCCUCUCAUCCCCACCUCCUUGACCUGACACAACCUGUCCAUCUUUUAUCUCGCCUAUCAUCUGCCCCUCCCUUCCCACUGACCAAUCCCCACCACCCCCUACCUGCAUCCACCUAUCACCAUCCCAGCUCCCUUUCCCCCUCCCCAGUCCUGAUGAAGGGUCUAGGCCUGAAACGUAGACUUUCCUGCUCCUCUGAUACUGCUUGACCUGCUGUGUUCCUCCAGCUCCACACUGUAUCGACUCUGACUUCCAGCAUUGGCAUUUCUUGCUAUCUCCUAAAUGUUGCUGUUGCAUUUCUUUUCCCGUCCAAGUUGCAAUUUAGAAACGGGUGGUUUGUUCCAGGCAGUUUGUGUUCCUUGUUGGGGUUGUCAGUAAUCCUGGAUCCACAUGCUGCCUUUUACCCUCGCUGCAGUGAGGCUACACUUGCCCUUCCUACCUCUGUCUCGGGGCACUAGCGGUGCUGGUGGUGACAUGGUCCCCUCUAAGACAGCCACUUUGACCCGUUCCUUACACAGCCCCCAGUCUUGAUCCACGCAGUGGUUCCGAUGUCUGACUGCUAGCUGGUCAGGCUGGCAGUAACGGGGGUAUGUGUCUGACUGGCAGGUGGGGGAGUUGGCCCCUUUUUUGUUAGGCAGGGGCAUUUGGAAAUCUCAGUGUAUUAACAGCCAGCCGCACUCCGCUGCAGAUCUCCCCCGCCCCCAGGUCUGAACGCUGACAGUGAUCACAGUCAUGUCCAGCAGCUUCGUCCCUGUGAGGAGGAGAAAACUCUUGCCUGGUAACUCCUCAUCCGCCCUCCGCCUCCAACACUCUUUCCCCACCCCCCAACUCUUCCCCCCUGAACUUGAAUCCAGAUAUUCCCCCUGGAUUCUGGGAGGUGGUGGUGUACACAGGUUUGUUAUUUUGCCUGCUGUUAACUGAUCAAGGGGUAAAUCUCAGAGCAGAACUUCAGCAGCCAGCUAAAGAUUGGGGCUCAGUGCCCAGGAUUUUAAGCCUCUCCCCACUUUUCACCCUGCUCCCUUCAGGAGAGUUCACAGACAGACAGUCCUGUCCUGCACCCUCGAAAGCAGAGAAAAUGUCGGCAUGACCCCAUCUGUUAAUUUGGAGAGUGACCUUUGUAGUUUAUGUAGCACCUUUUUGUGGUAAUAAAGUGUUGCAAGGGCUUUACAGCAGCGUACAUCAAUGUAAAGCAUUGACACUGAGCUCUGAGAUGUUGGGCUGGGUGAGCAACCUGUUACUCUGUGGAACCAGCAGCUGUCACUUUUUUGGACUUGGCAAUUCUCAUUUCUCACCAUGCCUGGCUGUGUUCUGUGAACAGCAGUAUGGAGAGUUUAUCAAAUCCUGAGCCACUGCAUGCAUACAUAACUAAAUUUCAACAGUUAAUGUUCAAGACUUCUGCUGAAGCCUACUGUUGAUGCUUGGCACUUUAAAUUAUUGUAUGGGUGCGUGUGUGAGUACAUUUAUGGGUACAUGUAUGUGGGUCUGUGUGAGCAUGUACAUAACAUGCGCAUGGUUUUCUACUGGGGUUAUCCCUGCAGCUGUAUGAAUCGGGAAUAAACAGUACAAGGAAACCAGGUACUUCAGGUAAGCUUCACACAGCACCAGCAUUUCAGCCUGGCCUGAGGGGUCUGCAGCAAACCCUGUAUUGGCCCUGCCUGGCAUUGGCCCUUUGUGAAUCAGACCAUGGACCCUGGUCACAGUGAAAGGGCUGUAUUUAUCAUCACUGGGAUAUUACCUGCGGUGGAACAAUUGAGCUCUAAGGAGAAACAAAUAGGUUUGGAUUGUCCUCUUUAGAGAGGAGAAGUCUGGGGGUGGCGGGGGGGGGGGGGGGGGGUUAUGGUUGAGGGGUGUAGACAGGGUGAUUAAAGAGAGCAGCUGUUCCCCUUAGUUGAGGUGUCGAUCAUGAGGGGGUGUAGUUUUAGGGUAACAGGCAGGAGAUACAGAGGGGAUUUGAGAAAAUAAACUUUCACUCAGCAGGUGGUGGGAAUCUGGAAUGCACUGGCUUGGAAGGUAGUGGAGGCUGGAAACCUUAUAAAAUAAAAUGGAAUGAACACUGAAUGAAAAUAACGUCGAAGGAUUUGGGACAAGUGCAAGAAAUUGGGAUUAGUGCACUUUUAGUGGUAGUAAUGUUGGUGCAGACCCGAUGGGCUGAAGGGCCUUAUCUGUGCUGUAUGAAUCUACGGCUCUGACUCUAUGACCACUAACUGUGAGGGCUAAAUUGACAGCAAGACCCUGUUCAUCUUUAGGGUCUUUUUUUUUAGUCUCCACUAAAUUUAAAGUGUAUUCAAGUGCAUUGUCUCAACUUGAUCAUUUGUGAUUUACUGACAUGAUCUCAAGGGAGAGAGAGAGAGAGAGACAGGAGUCUGCAACAACUAACGGCAAAGUAAACAGCAUCUCGGCUACAGCCCCCAGUCAGACAGGGAGAAUGACAGCUGCUUUUGGAUGGUGUAGCAGGAUGGUUUAAAACCCAGAGGUCAGUUAAUGCUCACUCUGUUCAUCACCUUUAGGCUACGAGGAGGUAGGUGUCAAAACAGUUGCUAUCUAUGUUCUCUAUACUUUAUCGUUUAUAAAACAAUUUAAUUGUUAAUAUAUAAAGUUUCUUGUGUAAACAUUA